AGCCAAUCAAUAGUAAGGAGUUCUUGACACGCCUUCCCUGCCCCUUCCGGAAGGGGCGGGGCUCUGUGUCAAAAGCAGCCAAUGGGUGUCCCAGGAGAUGAUUCUCCAGGAGAGCAGCGGCGCGAACUCUCCCUACAGUUCCUGAGACUGGAGGAGUGCUAAAUCCAUGGAGCCAACCGAGGGCGCGAGUACAGAACAUGCUAAGGCCAUCAAGCCUAUUGACGCAAGGUCAGUCCAUCAAAUUUGUUCUGGGCAGGUGGUACUCAGCUUAAGCACUGCUGUGAAGGAAUUGAUAGAAAAUAGUGUGGAUGCUGGUGCUACUAGUAUUGAUCUCAGGCUUAAAGACUAUGGGGUGGACCUCAUUGAAGUUUCAGACAAUGGAUGUGGGGUAGAAGAAGAAAACUUUGAAGGUCUAGCUCUAAAACAUCACACUUCUAAGAUUCAAGAGUUUGCCGACCUGACUCAGGUUGGAACGUUUGGCUUUCGGGGGGAAGCGCUGAGCUCACUGUGUGCACUGAGUGAUGUCACUGUAUCUACCUGCCAUGUGUCUGCAAGCAUUGGGACUCGACUGGUGUUAGACCACAAUGGGAAAAUCACCCAGAAAACUCCCUACCCCCGACCCAAAGGAACAACAGUCAGUGUGCAGCACUUAUUUUAUACACUACCUGUGCGUCACAAAGAAUUUCAAAGGAAUAUUAAAAAGGAGUAUGCCAAAAUGGUCCAGGUCUUACAGGCAUACUGUAUCAUUUCAACAGGCAUCCGUGUAAGUUGCACUAAUCAGCUUGGACAAGGAAGACGGCAACCUGUGGUGUGCACAAGCGGAAGCUCCAGCAUGAAGGAAAAUAUCAGCUCUGUGUUUGGCCAGAAGCAGUUGCAGAGCCUCAUUCCUUUUGUUCAGCUGCCCCCUAGUGAUUCUGUUUGUGAAGAGUAUGGCCUGAGCUGUUCUAAGACUCCACAUAGUCUUUUCUCCAUUUCAGGCUUCAUUUCACACUGUACACAUGGUAGCGGGAGGAGCUCAACAGACAGACAGUUUUUCUUCAUCAAUCGGCGUCCUUGUGACCCAGCAAAGGUCUCUAAACUUGUAAAUGAGGUUUAUCACAUGUAUAAUCGGCAUCAGUAUCCUUGUGUUGUUCUCAACAUUUCUGUUGAUUCAGAAUGUGUUGAUAUUAAUGUGACUCCAGAUAAAAGGCAAAUUUUACUACAGGAGGAGAAGCUUUUGCUGGCAAUUUUAAAGACCUCCUUGAUAGGAAUGUUUGAUAGUGAUGCAAACAAACUUAAUGUCAACCAGCAGCCACUGUUGGAUAUUGAAGGUAACUUAGUAAAGAUGCAUGCCACAGAAAUAGAAAAGCCUAUAUCAGGAAAGCAAGACAGUUCUCCUUCAUUGAAGACCACAGCAGAUAAGAAAAGAGUAGCAUCCAUUUCCAGGCUGAGAGAGGCCUUUUCUCUUCAUCCUAUCACAGAGAUCAAGUCUUGGGCCCCAGAGACCCCUGAACUGAGACAGAAUUAUCCAAGUCAGAAAAGGGGUGUACCACCUUCCUGUGUUUCAAAUCUCACCUCUUAUAGUGGUCUGCUUGACUCCCAAGACAAAGUGGUGAGUCCCAAGGAAAGCCCCGAUGACUGUAUGAACAGAGUGGAAACAGAAAAAGACUCAGGGUUCAGCAGCACCUCAGCCACCUCUGAGGAAGGGUUCAACACCCCAGAAGUUGCCAGUAGCUUCAGCAGUGACUAUGCAGUGAGUUCUCCAGAAGACAGAUCUUCACAGGAGAACAUGAACUGUGGUAAUCAGUUACUUGGAAUGGACCACCAUCUUUCAGGUACAGGACACCAUUUGAAGCAAGAAGAUUGCAGAUAUAAAUGUACAGCUUUACCUCCACAAACUCCUCUCUCUUCCUCAAACACUAAACGUGUCAAGAUAGAAGAAAGGCCUUCAAAUACUUACAUUCCUCCAAGGUUGCUUGAUAGUCAGAACACCUCAGCAGCUCAGGUUGAUGUAGCUGUGAAAAUCCAUAAGAAAAUAGUACACCUUGACUUUUCUAUGAGUUCUUUAGCCAAACGGAUGAAAGAGUUACAGCACCAAAAGCAGCGGAAUGACAGUGAGCAGAGUUACAGGAAGUUUAGGGCCAAGAUUUGCCCUGGAGAAAAUCAAGCGGCAGAAGAUGAACUCAGGAAAGAGAUUAGUAAGUCGAUGUUUGCCGAGAUGGAGAUCUUGGGUCAGUUUAACCUGGGAUUUAUAAUAACCAAACUGAAGGAGGACCUCUUCUUGGUGGACCAGCAUGCUGCGGAUGAGAAGUACAAUUUUGAGAUGCUGCAGCAGCACACUGUGCUCCAAGUGCAGAGGCUUAUCACGCCCCAGACUCUGAACUUAACUGCUGUCAAUGAAGCUGUGCUGAUAGAAAAUCUGGAAAUCUUCAGAAAGAAUGGCUUUGAUUUUGUCAUUGAUGAGGAUGCUCCAGUCACUGAAAGGGCCAAAUUGAUUUCCUUGCCUACUAGUAAAAACUGGACAUUUGGACCCCAAGAUAUAGAUGAACUGAUCUUUAUGCUUAGUGACAGCCCUGGGGUCAUGUGCCGGCCCUCAAGAGUCAGGCAGAUGUUUGCUUCCCGAGCUUGUCGGAAGUCUGUAAUGAUUGGAACCGCUCUCAAUACAAGUGAGAUGAAGAAACUCAUCACCCACAUGGGUGAGAUGGACCACCCCUGGAACUGCCCCCAUGGAAGGCCAACCAUGAGGCACAUUGCAAAUCUGGAUGUCAUUUCUCAGAACUGAUACUUAACUGCUUGUAGGAUAGAGUUUAUUGCAGAUUAUUCUGUUUUGGAAAGACAGGAUUUUCAGUAGCCUGUUUAUCAUUGCUCAGAAAUUAACAUCCUAUUUUAAUGUAUCAGAUUCACUUAAAAACAGUGUUAAGCCAGGCAUAGUGGCAUUAUGUGCCUCUAGCCCAGCUACUUAGGAGACCCAGGUGGGAGGCUUAGUUGAGGCCAGGAGUUUGAGGCCACCCUGAGCUACAUUAAUGAGACUCCAUUCUAAAAAGGAAAAAAAAAUUAAGCCUUUUCACUUUGUCUGCAAUUAUUGUUAUUGAAAUUUGAGUGUGGGGGAGUGCGCGGGGGUGCAAAGAUAUGUCUUAGAAAAACAAGGAGAGCCCUUUGGAAGUUAGUAAUCUUCCCUCUAGCUGCGGAUAUUGUAGUCUGAAGCUUUCAGCCCUCAAAGACAGUUGAAUUCAUGUUGUUUACUUUGUUCUCUCCUACCCCACAUGCCCUGUGUUUUGAGACAGCUUCAUGUAACUCAGGCUUGCCUUGAACUUGUUUUGUAGCUAAGGCUGGCCUGCACCUCCCAAGUGCUACAAUUACAAGUGUGUAUCAUACACCCAAAUUAAAAAUUAUGGUCUUUUGAAAUUA
Messenger RNA from Mesocricetus auratus (golden hamster), 3387 nucleotides. It is a transcript of the gene Pms2, whose product is annotated as PMS1 homolog 2, mismatch repair system component. The coding region runs from base 167 to 2761 and encodes 864 amino acids. Gene Ontology annotation, molecular function: ATP hydrolysis activity; ATP binding; ATP-dependent DNA damage sensor activity. The record is from RefSeq and is a predicted model, not a curated record. Gene Ontology annotation, cellular component: MutLalpha complex. NCBI's taxonomy places the organism in Eukaryota, Metazoa, Chordata, Mammalia, Rodentia, Cricetidae. The transcript is spliced from 15 exons. Gene Ontology annotation, biological process: mismatch repair.